Haplochromis burtoni (Burton's mouthbrooder) is the source of this 1232-nucleotide messenger RNA. RefSeq names its product chemokine XC receptor 1. Gene Ontology annotation, cellular component: membrane. The record is from RefSeq and is a predicted model, not a curated record. The annotation marks the transcript as partial. Gene Ontology annotation, biological process: chemotaxis; G protein-coupled receptor signaling pathway; immune response. Gene Ontology annotation, molecular function: chemokine receptor activity. The transcript has 3 exons. NCBI's taxonomy places the organism in Eukaryota, Metazoa, Chordata, Actinopteri, Cichliformes, Cichlidae.
UUUCAUUUCAAUGUAGAAAAAAGUGAUUGCUCAAGCUUUUUGCUUUUUUUUUCUUCACAGUGUGGCUUUCGUUAGGGUGGUACUCUAGCUCAAAGACGAGACAAACUAUCAGAUAUCUCACGAACAUCACACGUUUUUCACCACAGUUCAGUUCAACAGAAGACCUGAGAUUGAGGCAGAAUCUCUGAAUUAAUGUGAAACAAAAGGAGGAAGUAUUAGUUUUCUGAAGAACAUUGUACAGCUUUUGUGCUGAAUUACAGGGCAAUUCAGCAGAAGACUUGAUAGUUGAUGUUUGAGAAGAUUGAAAAUGGCAAACUUCACAUUCACAUCCAGAACGAGUGGUCUUGUUGAAUACAUGUGUGAUACUAAUGUUCCCACCAUCACUGGUCCCCUUUUCAUCUUGAUCUUCAUCCUCAGUAUCAUAUGCAACAGCCUCCUCUUAUGUGUUGUUUUCAUCUACGAGAAUCUGAAAAGUAUCACAAAUAUUUUCAUCCUGAACCUGGCCUGCUCUGAUUUGAUCUUCACCAUCACACUUCCAUUCUGGGCCGCUGAUCACCUACACAACUGGGUCUUUGGGGACUUUGUCUGCAAAGUUAUCACUGUUGGAUUCGCUGUUGGUUUGUACAGCAGUGUCAUUCUGCUGACUGCUAUGACAGUGGAUCGUUUUACUACUGUUGUACUGCACAACUGGCCGAUCAGCCAUGCCAGAGUGAAGAAGUGUGCAAUCGGUGCCUGUAUAGCUGCCUGGGUCAUCAGCAUCUUAGCGUCCCUGAGUGAUGCAAUGAAAGUAAAGGUUGAAAGCUGGGAAGGUAAAAACUAUUGCGAGCCUGAAUCUGAAGACAAGCUUGGACAUUAUCUACAAGUGUCACUGCUAUUCUUCCUCCCAUUUGCCAUCAUUAUUUUCUGCUACUCUGCCAUCCUCAAGACAGUUUUGCAAGGUUUAAACAGAAGGAAGUUCAGGACUGUGGCUGUGCUGUUGUGUAUUGUUGCAGCCUUUUUCAUUUGCUGGGGGCCAUACCAUAUUAUGCUUUUAAUCAAGUCUCUCAAUACAAACAAUGAUUGUAAGGUACUGAAACGGUUAGCAGUUGCCUACCAUAUCUGUGAAAUGCUUGCCUAUUCUCACUGCUGUAUGAACCCUCUGCUAUAUAUGCUCUCGCAGAAGUUGCGAAAGCAUCUGUUGAGUCUUUUGCGCUGUGAAAAAGUGAACAGGAAGAAGAGAGAGAGAAGCACCA